CUGACCAGAUUUUUUGCAUAGGGCCUCUAUACGGUGGCGCUACUUAAUGAAUGGCCCAGAUCGAUCACGCUCGUGCCAUUCAAUGUGGUAAAUGACGAAGAUCAUAGUGUGCACUGCCUAAUGAGAUCGAUCACAGUUGUGUCAUCCACGCUUCUUCAGGCGACUAUGAUUUCAUUUACAACGGAUUCCGCGGCGCUAACAUAAGCCUAGAUGGCUCGGCAAAGAUCACAUCCAAUGGCCUCCUUCUUCUCACCAAUUCCUCAAGUCAAAAGGGCCAUGCCUUCUACCCCAAUCCCCUUCACUUCAAACCUUCACACAGUAAAAUUCAAUCUUUCUCUGUCAAUUUCGUCUUUGCGAUCAUGCUCCAGUAUCCAGGUGUGAGUAGUUCCGGGGUCUCCUUCGUUAUCUCACCUUCGAAAGAGUUCCCAGGAGGUCAACUAGGCCAAUACUGGGGCAUCUUCAAUCCGAACAACAUCGGCAAUUCAUCAAAUCACAUAGCUAUCAUCGAGCUCGACACGGCCCUUGAUCAAGAUUUCGGUGAUAUCAAUGAGAACCAUGUUGGAGUCGACAUCAAUGGCUUAGUUUCCAUCAAGUCCGCUCCUGCAGCUUACUUUAGUAAUAUGAGCGGCAGAUUUGAGAAUCUAACCCUGGUAAGUGGAGAACCGAUGAAUGUCUGGGUAGAAUACAAUGGUGAACAAAACCAACUCAAUGUAACAUUAUCUCCUAUCAAAUUACCUAAACCUGAUCGUCCACUCUUGUCAUUGAUGGUGGAUCUUUCAUCGAUCGUCUUAGACGACAUGUAUAUUGGUUUCUCUACAUCAACCAAGGCGGCUCCAGCAUCUCAUUACAUCUUGGGAUGGAGCUUUAAGAUGAACGGUCAGGCUCAGGUCCUUGAUCCAUUGCUCCUUCCUAAGCUUCCACGGAUAGGACCCAAAAAGAAAUCAAAGCUUUUAACAAUUGGGUUACCCGUAAUUGUGCUAUUUCUCACGUUAACGGGCAUCUCGGCUAUCGGUCUCAUCGUGAGAAGGAAGAUCAAGUUCGCUGAAGUACUAGAGGACUGGGAACGUGAAUACGGGACCCAUCGGUUUUUGUAUAAGGAUCUAUUCAUGGCUACUAAGGGCUUCACAGACAAAGAGCUCCUGGGGAUCGGAGGUUUUGGUAGGGUUUACCGAGGAGUUUUAUCGACCUCAAAUAUCGAAGUAGCUGUGAAGAGAAUCUCUCAUGAUUCUCGACAAGGGAUGCGGGAAUUCAUAUCCGAGAUCAUGAGCCUGGGUCGGCUCCGUCACCGGAACUUGGUGCAACUUCUCGGUUACUGCCGGCGAAAGAAAGAGCUCCUACUGGUCUAUGAUUAUAUGCCUAAUGGAAGUCUGGACAAGUUCCUCUUUAACCAUCCAAAUUCAAUGUUGAGCUGGAAUCAACGGUUUCUGAUAAUCAAAGGAGUAGCUUCAGGGCUUCUCUACUUGCAUGAGGAAUGGGAGCAGGUGGUCCUUCACAGAGACAUCAAAGCCGGCAAUGUUUUAUUAGAUAGCGAGAUGAAUGGUAGAUUAGGCGACUUCGGCCUUGCCAGAUUGUAUGAUCAUGGGGCUGGUCCACAGACGACCCACAUGGUGGGGACCUUCGGAUAUCUUGCACCGGAGCUGACUGCGACUGGGAAAGCCACCACAAGCACUGACGUGUUCGCAUUCGGAGCUUUCAUGCUAGAGGUUGCUUGCGGGAGGAGACCUAUCGAUCCCCGAUCAUCGACAGAUGAGGAAAUCUUGGUCGAAUGGGUGUCAGAAUGCUGGAGGAGAGGGACAAUACUGUCGGCCGCAGAUCCAAAACUUGGACUUGACUAUGAGGUGGAGGAGAUGGAGUUAGUGCUGAAGCUUGGAUUGCUGUGUUCACAUCCGUUGUCGGCAGAGAGGCCGAGCAUGUAUCAAGUAAUACAGUUUUUGGACCGUGGUGCACCUUUACCCGACCUCUCAUCCGACGGUUUGGGCGCGGCGAUCUUGGGGGUGGGCCAUUAUGAAGGGUCUUUUGAUUUACGCUUCUCAUAUCCUUCUUCUUUGAAUCAGGGGUUUGCAAGCACAUCAGUCCAAGAAUCGAUCCUCUCCAGCGGCCGUUGAUGGACGAUGGUAACGUGUUACACGAUGGAUAGGAAAUGGGAUUGACGUUGACCCGAAUAUACCUAGUUGACGUUGCUUUGGUUGGUGACGUUUCAUCCUUUUUUGUCGUUUAGCUUUGCUUUUCUCUGGUUGGAUGAUGCUUUUCUUUAAUAAGAAUCAUAUUUACAAAGGUCAUGAAAUAUUUUGCGUUUGGAAAUUUUAUAUGCGUUCAAGGA
Molecule: messenger RNA, 2320 nt
Organism: Magnolia sinica
Lineage: Eukaryota; Viridiplantae; Streptophyta; Magnoliopsida; Magnoliales; Magnoliaceae
Product: L-type lectin-domain containing receptor kinase IV.1-like
Exons: 2
Coding region: 360-2105 (581 amino acids)
Biological process (GO): protein phosphorylation
Cellular component (GO): plasma membrane
Molecular function (GO): carbohydrate binding; protein kinase activity; ATP binding
Source: RefSeq, a predicted model, not a curated record